Messenger RNA from Archocentrus centrarchus (flier cichlid), 4019 nucleotides. Its product is annotated as angiopoietin-related protein 7-like. The transcript has 6 exons. The record is from RefSeq and is a predicted model, not a curated record. NCBI's taxonomy places the organism in Eukaryota, Metazoa, Chordata, Actinopteri, Cichliformes, Cichlidae. Gene Ontology annotation, biological process: blood coagulation. Bases 1035 to 2615 code for a protein of 526 amino acids.
AUCCUAAACAAUCAGACCAGUAGCAUUAAUUGUCUGGUGUGCCAUUGUUACAUUUUCAUUUUGUUACAAAUGUUCAAAAUCAUCUUUUUUUUAAAGCAUGAUUACCUUUCAUUGAUUGAAGUUCCUUCUAAGAAAAACACUGUGCAAAGACUGUGUUAGAGGCUACUUUUCAUUUUUUACCAUCUGUGAUACAGCAAGAUUAAUACAACUUAAAGAGUUUGUCUCUGCUCCUGUAAUUAAAUAGUCUUAUAUCUUAUAUUUCCUAGUUCUUAAAUGAAGCUAAACUUGUGGAGGUCCUGAGGGGAAAACAUCCAAAAUAAAAAUAUCAUCAUAUUGAUAGAAAUUGCAUCUUUCAACUUUUUAACAUCCAAGCUGCCAGUGAAAUGUUUGGCAUCAUGUGCUUGUUUAUCAAGAGUGUAAAUAUGCAACCCAAUGCUUCCCCUAAGUCAGUGUUUCUCACACUGUUGGGGCACACCCCACUGAUGGGGCACAGGGUCAUGUCAAGUGGGCCGUGAACGACUUGAGAGAAAUGCAGAACAAAGGAAACUACGUUACCUGGCAUGUGUAUGUUACCACAGCGUCUAGCAAAACUCUCCACCGUCACCAUCUGCUGUGUACAUAGAGUCCGACCUGGACCUCUAACCUAAGUGGUUUGCUGGUGACCUGGUUAAUGCGAAGAAGUUAACUCUUCUUCACAUCACAACAUAACUUUUUGUUAUGUUUUGAUUCAAUUCAAACCCAUUGAAUCCACUCCAAAACAUAUUCAUUCCUUUAGACCAGUUUAAGCAUAUUCAAAGAUACCUGGUUGGGAUGUCAUAUUUCAUGUGUAAAGUUCAUUUGAGUUUUGUUUCAGAUUUCUACAAUUCUUCGAUCAAAGGCUGCACCUGAUGCCCAAGUUUGGGUGAAGUCUGGACCUAUUCAUACCGUUACAAUGUCAAAGCCUGAUGCUGACCCAGUAUCUAAACUCAUUUUACCAGUGACUUGAAAUUUCUUUGGAUACAAGUACACAACAACCAGGAAGGAGGAGUUAUUUAAUGUUCAAAAUGAAGUGGUCUGAAGUGUUAAUAUUUUAUUUCUUACUAAUUGUUUGGUGUGUCUGGCCCAUGCCUGGUGACUUUCUGGCCUCAGAUGAACACCCAGAUGGUGGACACAAUGAUGAUAUCCACCCCAACACUCUCACAGAAACAAAUGCCGAUGCACUGAACAUGGACGUCCAUACAACCAGGGACAUACCAGACACAAAUAUGGAGACAAACUGGGACGAACCAGAUAUGAGAAAGGACCACUAUGAGGAUGCUGACUGGCAUCCUCAUACCUCCUUUACGGAACUGCUCACCGACCUAACCCCUGAUGCCCCACUGGUGAUACGCAAUGACAACACUGGUGCUGAUGAUGGCACCAACCGACCCUUCAACCAGACUGUUGGAAAUUCAUCAGAAGAGUGUGGCGAGUUCAGCAGUCAGCUGACAUCUAAUGGCCAGUGCCAGCUGACGGCAACGCUGCCUCUGGUGGGAAAUUCUCAAAUGCCCUGCCCAGACAUGUUCCGGUGUACAGAUGAUGUUUCCUAUUGGCUCCAUGAAAAUGAAAACAGAAAGGAACAGCUGGAAGAGCUGCGAGAGACAAUGUCAGAGCUGCAGGAGGAGCUGAGGAACCACCGGCAUCGGGUCAAGGCCCUGGAGAUGCAGGGUGAAGAAAGUUUUAGCUUAAACUCAACCUUUCACCAGCGGCUGGUUUCUCUGGAGCGUCAUCAUGCUGAGGCCGACAUGCUGCUCCACGUGCACACAGCACUGCUGUAUGAGUUACAGGUGCAGCUCCGAAACCUGUCAGCCACCGCACACCAUAUGAGCUGCAAUACGGACUGCAAGGUCAACGUGAUCAAAGCUAUGGCCCCGCUCGGCAUGCGAGACACACUGCCACCAGAUGUACAGCCCCUGUCUUUCUGUCCAUCAGACUGCGCCUCUCUGUAUCGCAGUGGUGUCCGUCGUUCUGGUGUUUACACCAUCAUCCUGUCACCAGGCUCCGCCAGGCCUGUCUAUUGCGACAUGGAGACUGAAGGUGGGGGCUGGACCAUGUUUCAGCGGCGCCGAGAUGGGUCAGUGAGUUUCAACCGGGGAUGGUCUGAGUACCGUGACGGCUUUGGUGAGCAGCGAGGUGAACACUGGCUAGGCAACCAACACCUCCACUUGCUGACCAAUCAGGGCCACUACAGCCUCCGCAUCGACCUACAGGACUGGAGCCACGCCCACAAACAUGCCCUGUACCACACCUUCAGGAUAGAGGAUGAGGACAACCAGUACCGCCUGCAUGUGUCUGGUUUCAGCGGGACAGUGGAAGAUUCAUUUGGCUGGUAUCACGACCAGCAGGGUUUCAGCACCCCAGAUAUGGGAAACAUCUGCGCUGAGAUCAGCCAUGCUGGCUGGUGGUUCCACCAGUGUUUCUAUGCUAAUCUCAAUGGUGUCUACUACAAGGGGGGGCACUAUUCUCUGAAAGCUCAGAACUUGCUGGGACCCGAUGGUAUAGUUUGGUUCUCCUGGAAGGAUUCGGACUUCUACUCUCUGAAAGCAAUUACAAUGAUGGUACGACCACACACCUUCAGGCCACACCUGUCGCCAUAGUGCUAAAGCAACGCCAUUAAGUCCAAAGGCAUUAAGAGAGACAUGGCACUCAUUGAAUCCUGAAACAAAACAGAUGGGGGGAUCCUGCAAAGAUGGGGGGUUUUAAAAGAUUGUUUGGGACAGUUUCAGCAAAGUGUUUAAAUUUUCAAUAAACUGACCGGUGAUUCCAUACAUGCAGUUUUAAUGUCUCGGUGGCCAUUGAAAUAAAGCUGAAACCACUGCACAAAUAAGUGCCCAAUGGUAGCUGAGCAGUAGAGUGCCGAGAUUGCUUGUAGAAGGACUGGAAAAAUCCAGCAAGCAACCAAGAACUGGCAGAAGUACUUGUAUCAGGAACAAUUAUAUAUUGGUUGGCUGAUGAUAAUAGUCCCCAGAGGAAUGCACAAUUUCCUUUUCUAUACCCCCCCCCCCUUUUUUUUUUCAUAAAUAAUGAAUAAAAUUGUCAUCAAUUGCUUGCUCAUAGUAGAUUGUUGGAUUUAUUGUAAGAUCUGAACCACACAAAGUGCCCUGAAAUUACUUGAAUUAAAUUCAAAUGAACUCACCAGUGGCUUGAAUGCGAGAGCCACAGACAGGAUAGGAAAGUCAGAAAAUAAUGAAAGAUCCAUAUUGUUGGUUUGGGGGAGUUUAAGAGCAAAAAAUGAUUUUAUAUGGUGAAGAUUUCCUCAAGUGGGAGCAGCAGCAAACACAAACAUUGGGCUGUUGUGCAGCUCAAAGGCUAAUGCCUAAAUAGCACUUGAUUUCACAGCUAACAUCAGCAACCUAGAAAGUCCACAAACUGAAUACUUAGAUUCAAGACCUUACAACAACCAAGCCUGAAGGAAAACAAGCUACUUACUUCAUUUUUUGUAGUUAUUUGUACUAGGCAUGUGUGGGAUUAAAUGGACUAGAUGACCAAUCAUCCCUAUUGUCACUAGUUGGUACCAGAUAUUCUACUGUAGUCAGUUAGCCUAAUUGUUAAGAUUUUAAUUGCCCAGUUAUAUGGUUAUCCUAAAUGUUACACAGCCAUCUGUCACCAGAUAGAGCUGCAGCCCUGACAUCAUUAUAGAAAAAUGUCAUAACUCUGUUAAUCUUGGCCUGCUGUUUUUAUUAGGUCUAAUAUUGUUAGUUAUUUUUUAAGUUUUACAAUGCUACCUGAAGCACGCCUCCUGAGAAACACCUUCAUUUCCGGCUACUUCACCCACAUUUGUACAUCUUUUGCAGUAACUUGUUUUCAUAUAUUUAAGUUUGUUUUUUUUCUCAUUGUCUGUUUGGAUUAUAACAUGCUCAUGGGGUGUUCAUAAUGUGCGAUGCCACACAGUUAGGCAGCAUUUAAAUUGUGAUUCAUUACUGAGGAAUGUGGGUAAUGGUUUCAAAUGCCCUUGUUUAGAUAGUUUUUGACAAUGUCCAUUAAACAUUCCUAAAAUUUAA